AUGACGGACAGGAUAGGAAUCCCCCUUUUAGCCCAACGUAUUGCCCUCGGUCCAGACUAUGAGGCUUUUAUAUUCCGCAAAUUUGACCAGCUCAGCGCACGAAAUCUCCUCCACCUAGAGAGCAGACUUGGGUAUCUCGAGUAUAAACUAGACCAAGCGGAUAGGCAAGCUGAACAUGGACUAGAUAAUGAAACACGCCGUUCUAUCCGAGCCUGGGAGGCCUUCGAGGAGAAUGCAAAGGAUAAAGAUCAAGAAGCAUUGCUGCGUCAAAACCAAAUAGCGGCGCUCGAAGGACCCAGGAAACGGGCUUUAGAUGUUGUAUGCGAUCAGUCUUAUAUAAAUGUAUAUGACUCUUUCGGGAACAAGUCUAGUCGACGGCCCAUCCUAGCGGGCCUCUCCGAGAAACGGCUUUCCGAACAUAAUCAUCGAGAUCUUGCCGCUCUUAGACGGACGCCUGAUAAGGAUCUCCUCUCACGAUUCUUACAAGAUCAUUGGAUGUUUAAGCACUGUCGUGGCAGCCUCCUGCUUGGAGCUAUAGUACUUCUGAGUCUUCUAACUCAAAAGAACGCACAGCUGGGUGUCAUUGCCAUGUUCACGGUGCUCUUUGCAGCCAGUGUUGGAGUCUUGACGAAUGCACGAAUGGCAGAGAUAUUCGCCUCAACGGCUGCGUAUGCCACUCUACUUGUUGUGUUUAUAUCAUCAUCGCCGUCAAAUCCAGGGAUGGGGAUCUGUACUUGUGUACCUACACACUAA
Daldinia loculata is the source of this 753-nucleotide messenger RNA. RefSeq lists its product as uncharacterized. NCBI's taxonomy places the organism in Eukaryota, Fungi, Ascomycota, Sordariomycetes, Xylariales, Hypoxylaceae. The transcript is spliced from 3 exons. The coding region runs from base 1 to 753 and encodes 250 amino acids. The record is from RefSeq and is a predicted model, not a curated record.